Messenger RNA from Stegastes partitus (bicolor damselfish), 3156 nucleotides. RefSeq names its product mitogen-activated protein kinase kinase kinase 9 (gene map3k9). The transcript is spliced from 11 exons. Gene Ontology annotation, molecular function: JUN kinase kinase kinase activity; protein binding; ATP binding. Lineage: Eukaryota; Metazoa; Chordata; Actinopteri; Pomacentridae. The record is from RefSeq and is a predicted model, not a curated record. Bases 1 to 3156 code for a protein of 1051 amino acids. Gene Ontology annotation, biological process: protein phosphorylation.
AUGGAUGUCUUCAAACCCGCUUUGGACAAUAGUUUGAGUCCCAAGGCGUGCGUUCCCUCGUCGGAAGAAGCGGAGGCAGAUGUUUUUCGCUGGCCGGAGAACGGUACCGGAGCCGCGCCGGAUGCGGAACCUGCCGCUCCGGGCUUCUGGACGGCCGUGUUCGACUAUGAGGCUACUGCGGACGACGAGCUCAGCCUGCGGAGGGGAGACCUGGUGGAGGUCCUGUCCAAGGACUCCCUGGUGUCGGGAGAUGAGGGUUGGUGGACCGGUAUGAUAGCGGACCGGGUUGGCAUUUUCCCGUCUAACUAUGUCAGCAGAGGCAACGGCAUUCCGGAGGAAAUCCGGGACACGUCGGAGCAGCAGUACUCGGUGCCUCCUCUGCACCUCCUGGAGAUCGAUUUCUCCGAGCUCACCCUGGAGGAAAUCAUCGGGGUGGGCGGCUUCGGGAAAGUCUACCGGGCGGUGUGGCGGGGCAGCGAGGUGGCGGUGAAGGCGGCGCGCCGAGACCCCGACGAGGACGCGGAGCAGACGUUGGAGAGCGUCCGGCAGGAGGCCAAGCUGUUCGCCAUGCUCAACCACCCCAACAUCAUGGCUCUGCUCGGGGUGUGUCUGCAGGAGCCCAACCUGUGCCUGGUCAUGGAGUACGCUCGAGGCGGCCCCCUGAACCGGGCCCUCGCUGGGAAACGCAUCCCGCCGUGCACGCUGGUGGACUGGGCCGUGCAGAUCGCCCGAGGCAUGCUCUACCUCCACAGCCAGGCCAUCGUCCCCAUCAUCCACCGGGACCUCAAGUCCAGCAACAUCCUCAUCCUGGAGAGGGUCGAGAUGGAGGACCUCAGCAACAAGACCCUGAAGAUCACCGACUUCGGCCUGGCUCGGGAGUGGCACCGUACCACCAAGAUGAGCGCCGCCGGCACCUACGCCUGGAUGGCUCCGGAAGUCAUCCGCUCGUCCACCUUCUCCAAAGGCAGCGACGUCUGGAGCUAUGGCGUGCUGCUGUGGGAGCUGCUGACUGGAGAAGUUCCAUUUCGGGGAAUCGAUGGUCUCGCUGUGGCUUACGGAGUGGCGAUGAACAAACUGGCUCUGCCCAUUCCCUCGACUUGUCCUGAGCCCUUUGCACGUCUUAUGGAGGACUGCUGGAGCUCAGACCCUCACUCUCGGCCGCAGUUCACAACUGUGUUGGAUCAGCUGACGGCCAUCGAGGAGUCAGGCUUUUUUGAGAUGCCAGCGGAGUCGUUUCACUCUCUGCAGGACGACUGGAAACUGGAGAUCCAGGAAAUGUUUGAUCAGCUGAGGACCAAGGAAAAGGAGCUGCGGUCGUGGGAGGAGGAGCUGACCCGAGCGGCGCUGCAGCAGAAGUGCCAGGAGGAGGCGCUGAGGAGGCGCGAGCAGGAGCUAGCCGAGCGGGAGAUCCACAUCCUGGAGAGGGAGCUCAACAUCAUCAUCCACCAGCUCUACCAGGAGAAGCCUCACGUGGAGAGCAGGCAGGGAAAGUUCCGCCGCAACCGCCUUAAACUCAAGGACGGCAACAGGAUCAGCCUGCCCUCAGAUUUUCAGCACAAAAUCACAGUGCAGGCGUCUCCCUCCCACGACCGGCGGAGGAGUUUGCUCAGCAGCAGUUCCAGUCCUCCAACUAGUCCACCGAUGCUGCCUCGCCUGAGAGCCAUCCAGCUCACUCCAGGGGAGGGCUGCGCAGCUUGGGGUCGCAGCGCCGGGUUACAGCUGGAUGACGAGGAGAGCGAGAGGAAGGGCUCCAGGAAGAAGGGCAGAUCCCGUGGAUGUGGCCCGCACAGGGAGCACAGCGCUGACGCCAGCGUGAAGCCUCCCCACGAGGGCAGCAGGCAGCGAUCCUGCAGCGCCCCGAACCUCCGCAGAUCCCCGAGACACAGUCCAGCGGUGCCUGGAGUGCCGAGCCUCGUGGAGAUGGAAAAUGAAGACUGCUGCUUCACUACUGAGCCAGGAGCAGCUCCUGGUCAGUCCUACCUCUGCAUUCCCUUCCACAAGGAGGCCCACACGGCUGCUGCUGCUGCUGACGGUGAAGGAGACGAGUACUGCCUCAGCGGCCAGGCUCCAGGAACUCCACCCUGCAGGAAGAGCCCGGUCGGGGGCCGGCGCUCCGAGCUGGUCCUGCUGGGCUGCGGAGCUCUACUGGCGGCCGUCGGACUCGGCUGCAACCUGCUGACUUUGGCCCAGCCGGAGGAGAGCAUCAAACCGCGGUGGGAGGGCUUCUUCCACAGGUCAGGAGGUCAGAGGAGGAGCACCAGCCCUCCGACUCGAAGACUGUUCCGGCGGGAAAGCCCCCUGAAACCCUCGGCGCCGUCGCUACCAGAGCGAGGUUUGCCGCCCUCGUAUACGCUGCUGUCCUUAUCGUCGGUGUCCGACUGCAACUCGACGCGCUCGCUGCUGCGCUCGGACAGCGAGGAGCUGCUGGUCUACCGUCCCGCCUCGCCGCCCGCCCAGCAUCCUCUUCCUCCCGCUGCCUCACAGCUUCAAGCCUUCCAAACCCCGGUCAACCCACUGGUCAACACUCACCUGGAGAGCUUCAAGCGUAACCCCCACCAGUCUCUCACGCCCACACACGUCCCCUCGGCCCCGAGCUCCUCCCGAAGCCUUCGUCGAACGCCAUCGGAUGGAGCCAUCAAGAAGAGCUGCCCUCCGAAUCAUCUGGAACCGCUGCCAGAGAAAACAGCGUUGGAGAACACGGCUGGCUUCAGAGGUUUAAAAGAAGACUGUUCUGAGGUUCCCCGUCUCCCCAACCCAAACAUAGUGUUCCCCCCAACGCCUCGUCGCCGCUGCGCUCCUGAACGCCCCAAAACUUUGGACUUCAUGUCUCGCCCUCGGCCUUCGCCAAGAGCUCGCUGCGACGUGUUCUGGGCAGAGAUGAGGCCCAGAGGGAACGGACAGAACCUGGGUAACGGCGAGUCCCCCGCCCACACCUCCAGCACAGAGACUCCUCCCACGGUGGAGUUCGGCAGAGACCCGGCAGUGCUGCCCACCCCCAUGGAGGCCCCCACGCCCUACUCCCCCCGCAGGGCCCAGAACCUGCUGGACCAGCAGGACGAGGGACAGUACCGGGACGGAACGGUACCGCUCUGCAGACCGGAGCUCAGCCUUCCCAAAGACUCGCCGUAUCGCUACAAACCGGGGUUCUGGUCCUAA